Diatraea saccharalis (sugarcane borer) is the source of this 4854-nucleotide messenger RNA. The record is from the annotation of a GenBank genome assembly. NCBI's taxonomy places the organism in Eukaryota, Metazoa, Arthropoda, Insecta, Lepidoptera, Crambidae.
GUUCUUUGAAACAUUUAUAAUCCAAAUGUUCCCCGACUGCAAUGAAAAGUUUGGUCGAAACAUAUUACAGCUUAUUUUUUUUUUAGCUCGUUUUUGGCAGUCGUGUUUUUGUAAAUUAGUGAUUUAUAAAAAAAAUAUUUUAUUUUAUUUCUUUUAAAACUAUUUUGAUAACCUUAUUGCUAUAGUCAAUCUAAAUUGCUAAAACAUUUUUUUAUUAUUAAUUUUUUUAAUUGUCAUAUGUCAGCUAUAUUAAAUAUAAAACAAAUGUAUAGCCAGUGUCACUCGAGAUGAUGUAAUAUUGAACACCCUAUACCUACAUUAAUAUCCAAAGUUAUAGGGGAAUAAAGAAACUUACAUACAAACAUUAACCAUAAAUACAAUAAACUCUUUUUUUCAAUCAUGUAAUAAAAUAACAAAUAAAAAUCUAACCAUAAUCAUAAAGCUUAGAUUCAACAUUAUAUUAGUAAUGUAAAUAAAACCUUAAUAAAUAUUUGAUUUCUUAAUCUUCCUCAUGACAUACUAAUAGUUACUAGAUUGGUAGCUUUUUUGCUUUCAGACAUAGAUAAAUAUAGUUAGGGUCUUUCAAAAAUGGAUUUGAUAGUAUGAAAAAAAAAUUGUUUUUUUAAUAAAAAUGCUCGAUUUUUCGGGACAUUUAGCGUCCCGAUUAGGUUCAAAUCGGGAUGCGUCCCCGGACCCCUGAAAAUCUGGACGUCCUGCGUAAAUCGGGACACCUAGCAACACUAUCUGUAACUGUGUUUUUAAUCUGCUUUUUGUGCUUGGUCUGUGAAAAAAUUAAAAAAUUCAAUCAAGAUGGACGUGUAGUUAUUUAACGCGAGAAAAUAGGAAUUUAAAGUGCUUGUAGAUGGUAUGAAAUUAUGAUAAUUAAAAACCAAUUAAUGUCUUACUCUAAAUUAUAUGUAACAAAUAAUAUUAAAUUAUGACACCUUCAUAACCAAUGAAGUGUUCCAAUUACGUCUGUGAUAUCAAACAUUAUUUUUAAUUUUAGGUAAAUAAGUUAACAAAAUGUAUAAUGGUAUUGGUCUAACUACUCCACGAGGAUCAGGAACCAAUGGCUACGUUCAAAGGAAUUGGGCUUCGGUGCGGAAAACCAAAGAUACGGUAAAUUAUCGCACCGAAGAAGAGAUAGCAAAGUUAGACUCGGCGUCUAACAAACAGCCAAACCGAGAAAUAUUAGAUCAUGAGAGGAAAAGGAAGAUUGAAGUGAAAUGUGCAGAACUGGAAGACAGUCUCGAGGGAAUAGGGUUGCCGAAGGAUGAGAUAGCGGCGCGGGUGGCUUCGUUCAGAGCGAAGCUAGCGGAGACCGGUGCCUCUGACAAGGACGUACCAAAAGACGAAUUUGGCAGGGUCGCCGUGCGGGAGACGCAUGCGAUCGCGGAGGCCCAACAGGAGAAGAACGCGCGGUUACGUGACGCAUUCGGCAUCUCUCCUCGAUUCGUGGAGGGGACCAGCCUGGACGCGGAGAGGCGCGCGCGAGAUCACGCGCAGAGAUAUCCACUUGUCAGAACGCCCAGUCAUGAAAGAGAGGAACGGGACGCGCACGUUUCUAAAAGAAAAAAGAAAAGAAGCACAUCACCGGAAUCUAAGAAGUUGAAGAAGAAGAAAUCGAAGAAGAAUAAAAAGGAAAAACAAGAAACCAGCAAGAAAAAGAAGAAACGCUCCAAAUCAUCAGACUCUGGUAGUUCGAGCAGCACGGAGGCGCAACAGGACAGUGAUUCUGGCAGUUCAGAAGAUGAAAGACAGAAAAAGAAGAAAAAGAAAAAAUCGAGCAGUAGACGUCGCGGCAGCAGCGCGCCGUCCACUAGGGAGAGUUCUCCCGCGAAAUAUGCAAAAGAGAGGCCACGCGAACGCAAAAGUGAAAGUCGCGAUGAUGAUAGGAACCAAUAUAGAAAGAGAGACAAAGAUCGCGAGGAGAGAAAUAGGAGAUAUGAAAAAGAUGACACUCCUGUUAGGAAUAGUCGACCUAUCGAGUCCAAUAGGCGACAGGAGCGUAGUGCAUCUAGAGGCGACUAUCAUUCAUCACCUGAACCUAGGCAGCGGUCUCAUAUAACCAAAAUAGAAAACAAAAAGCGAGAACCUUCAAGGGAACCUGAAAAACUUGCACCAAGUAAACGAUUAAGGCGCGAUCGACGUUCAUCACCUGAAUCUGAGCUCGAAGAAUUACCCAGAGCCCGACCCGAUAAGAGAGAUAGAAAACAUUACAACAGAGAAAGAAGUGUUUCUCCUCCACAUGACAAGAGGCGUCGCAGGAGCUCUUCAAUCCAGUACGAAAGAAACGAAGAUACAUACUAUAAUAAGAAAUCAAUAAUCGAGAGAGAUGCUAGUAGACCUCGGCGGGGAAGUUCUCCUUGUGAGGAUAGAAGGGCGCCAAGGCGAAAUGAAUCACCAGAUUACAGAAAAAAGAAAGAAGAACCACAACGAAAAGAAAAGGAAGACAAAUACGACAAAAAAAGAAAACCCAGCCGUGACCGAUAUGAAAAUGAAGCGCCGAAACGCAGAGAAAGAGACGAUUACGAGGAACCAUCUAAGCAAAGGAAACAUAAAAGCCCGAUUAAGGAGAGAGAUGAACGUGAAGCCUCGCCCGGAUACAAAGAACGAUCUCCAGUGACUAAGUCAUAUAAAAAUCGAGAAUCUCGCAACGACGAUAGGUAUUAUAAGAACUCGAGACCAGAAAGAAGGUCGUCCUCUUCGGAGUCUGAGCCGCCAUCGAAACCACUAUCAGAUAAGGUUCGCAGAAGCAAAGAAAAAUAUCACAAAGAUAGAAGUAUAUCGCCACCACCGAGAGAAAGAGAGAAAAGACGGAGCCGGUCUUCUGAAUAUAGAAAAAGAACGUCACCAAAAAGCAAAGUAGAUAAACACAAAAUGAAAAUAAUAGAAAACGACCGUGAUCGAAGCAGGUCGAAGAAAAGAUCUCCUACGCCGGAUCUGAAGCGGAGUAGACCGUCACCCAGUAGGUCUCGAUCACCGUCGCCGGCGCGGAAAGUUUUAAAAAAGGAAAAGCGAAAAGCUGACGCUCCCAGUACCUCGAAAGCGAAACGACCAUCAGAACGACGCUCGUUGUCGCCUGAGCGGAGACGCAAAGAUGAUAAAGAUCGUAAUCACGAUCGGCGACAAUCUCAAAAACCAAAAUCCAGAUCUCGUUCAGUGCAAAAGAGCAGGAGUACAUCCAGUCUGAGCUAUUCACCAGCUCGACGGAGUCCGGAACGAUACCGCGACAUCAUAGAUAAACUGCCCGAAAAAGACAAACGUAAAUACAUCAAAUCGCCAUCGGAUUUACAUAAGAAAAAGAAGAAGAAGCAUCCAGCUAACUAUAAGCCGAAGGCCGUUUGUAUGAGAAGCUCUGGGAGCGAGAAUGACGACACGGAGGACGAUUUUUUAGGGCUCGACGAGAGAGUACGUCAGGAGGAGUUGGAUUUAAGGGAAAUGAAUACUUUGAAGGAGAAACUGGCGAAAAUGGCUAAAGCAUUAGAAAGGAAGAGAGUCGAGGAAACCAAUGGACCGUCGACGUCGCAACCUGUGCGGGAGGAGUCUAAGCCGAGAGAAGAACCCGAAGAGAAACCUAAAGAAGAAAACAGUCCUGUGGUGAUUGAGAUCAAGGAGAACUCGCCACCUCCAGAGGAGAGCAAAAAGAGCCCCAGCCCUAAAAAGGCGAAGAGUCCCAGUUGCAAGGACGACCCGGUGGGCGGUCGCGGCCGCAGUUGGUCGUCGUCGCGGUCCCGGUCGCGCGGCAAGUCGCCCCGCUCGCGCUCCCGCUCGCGUUCCCGCUCCCGCUCCCGCUCACGCUCGCGCUCGCGCACGCCGCGCACCUCUCGCUCCAGGUCACGGUCGCGCUCCUACUCCUCCUCCAGACGAUCUCGUUCGAGUAGGUCCAGUUCGUACAGCAGUAGAAGCUCGUCGCGUUCCUCUCGCUCCUCGUCUCGUUCCACGCGCUCCUCACGGUAAGGAAUAUCGUUGCCGAUACUAUUUUAUCGAUAAUACGGCUGUCGAAGCGUCUCGAUUGUGACGUUACUAUCUCUUAUGAUUAAUGUAUUUUUGAUUGAAGUUUGUACCUUGUUUUUAAUCGUUCAUUAUGAUAUACUCGAUAAUGGUAUGUUACAUUCACCAUAUUUUUCUACGAGUGAAAAAGUUCAUAUUUCUUAUUUUUUUUUUGCAUUUUGUAAUAUAAUGAAUGUAUGUAUUGAUUUGGCUUAUACAAGCUAUUGAAAUACAUUUAUUUGUGUCCUACAAAAAAAAAAAACGAACUUAAUAUUUUUUAUAUACUUAAAUAUACCCAACUAAUAUUUUAAUACACUAACAAAAUAUUAUACAACAUUACUAUAGAUAGAUAGAUAGAGAUAGUAACAAAACAUCGAGGCGCGUUCGUCACGCCGCGCCGUCAAGUCGACACCGAGAUUAAUCGUGGUUUUUCAAUUCUCUCUGUUUUCCGCUAAAUGAAAACGGUAAAUGCAUGCAUGCGAUGGUACGUACACUGACAGUACAAUGACGGGCGUGUACGACGAUUACCGUAGAUCGAGUCCGUCUCGGCCGCGGUCGCGGUCGCGAUCGCCAUCGAUCCCACGCCGCGCCGGAUCACCUAGCUUCCUCGAUAGGAGGCGAAUCACCAGGUACACAAACUACCCACGAACACAUCCCACAUAUAUCUACACUCGCAUAUAUACACUAUCCUUGAUCCCAUGUGGUCUACCUGGCUCCAACAUAUUACUCCAACGGCUCCAACUGUGCUGAGCGGGCUCCAACAUAUUUCUGCGAUGUUAUAAUAAAUGCAUUCGUCAGAGUAGCCCUUUUUAUUGUAUAUAUGGACUGUAUACAAUAAAAUUAUGGUUAAUGCUAUGAACU